GCCGUUUGAUAAGGGCAGGAGAGGACGCAUGCGCCCUUGCUGCACGACAGUAGACGCAAGCACAAGCGGUCCUCCCGUCGCUUCAUGCGAGUGAUAUGUGAUAUAUGAGCCAUUGCUAUUUCAUGUCUGACUAAUAAGCUUCCAUUGACGGACUCUACCCAGCCGCUACACCCGUUUCAACAGUAACGAGGGACAAAAUGCCUUUGACCUUCUGUCCCAACUGCAGCAAUGCGCUGACCAUCUCGCGAGGGGAAGCAACCUCAAGGCAUCCUCUCGGAGCUAACCGAUUCGAAUGCCGGACCUGCCCUUAUCAAUACGUUCUCGAACAGAGCUGGUAUGAGAAGACGCCCAUGAAGCAGAAGGAGGUCGAGGACGUUUUCGGGGGCAAGGAAGAAUUUGCAAAUGCGGAUAGCAUGGCCACGCAAUGCCCCGCAGAGAACUGCAAUGGCGAACGUGCAUACUUUUUCCAGCUGCAGAUUCGAAGUGCCGAUGAACCUAUGACUACGUUCUUGAAGUGUACUUCGUGCGGUGCCAGAUGGAGAGAAAACUGAGAUAUUCGUGGGUGGAUGCGAUACUACGGCUAUAUACUGACGGCUGAAGGAUUUCGAUCAAGACGAGUGGUGAGCAAUGAGAGGAAUUGCUGGCGUAGAAUAUCGCUGUCAUUGUCAAGGGUGUUAAGAAUUUGGGUGUGAUUUACACGGAGCUUAGAGAUACCCCUCAAUUGUUAUGAUCAACAUUAUUUUUAUG
Molecule: messenger RNA, 747 nt
Organism: Aspergillus steynii IBT 23096
Lineage: Eukaryota; Fungi; Ascomycota; Eurotiomycetes; Eurotiales; Aspergillaceae
Product: DNA-directed RNA polymerase III core subunit RPC11
Exons: 4
Coding region: 198-551 (117 amino acids)
Biological process (GO): termination of RNA polymerase III transcription; DNA-templated transcription
Cellular component (GO): RNA polymerase III complex
Molecular function (GO): DNA-directed RNA polymerase activity; zinc ion binding; nucleic acid binding
Source: RefSeq, a predicted model, not a curated record